Molecule: messenger RNA, 2789 nt
Organism: Medicago truncatula (barrel medic)
Lineage: Eukaryota; Viridiplantae; Streptophyta; Magnoliopsida; Fabales; Fabaceae
Exons: 5
Coding region: 2025-2630 (201 amino acids)
Source: RefSeq, a predicted model, not a curated record
UUGUUUAUUUGUUUCAUUUAUUGAUCUCUUUGUUUCUUUUAGCUACUAAUCAACUUAAUCAACUAGUUCAUAGAUACAACGUGUUAGAACCAAUUCUUCUGGAAAUUAUAUACUAUAUUUUUUGUUUAGCAUGUUUUUUUUUAUAGAAAGACGAAAUGACAAAUAACCAUUGAAACUUGCACACACAACGGAGGGGUUGGGGUUCGAACCCCGACGAAGUGUGUCUGGCAUAGCAAUUUUGGUAUUUUUGUUACCUGAGCUAGGACUUGUGGACUGUUAAGCAUUUUUAUUUCAACAAGAAAAUAGGUGUAGGCAUUAACGGUGUUAAGGAGUUAAAAGUCCAAGUUCAAAUUAUAGCACGAGAGAAAAUACCAUCAUAAAAAAAACAGAAAAUAGGUGUAUCAAAUAUAAAUCCCAUUCUAAUGACAGUGUAAACAAGUUAAUUAUAAGUUCUGUAAUGAUGUGUUUGCUUUGGCGGUGGAAAUUCCACGUUCGACCAAAAUCACGGUAGCAAUGCACGUUUAUUGUGAAGCUAGGAAUAUUAGUUUUUUUAUGACAAAAACAACUCGAAACGCACAGCAAUUGUGACAAAAAGCUAAACCAAACACAUGCUAACUCUAAUACAUGAAAAGACAACAAAUUUUAAUUUUUUUUUUUUUUUGAAUAGGCAAAUAUUAAUCAAUUAAUUGUAAUGUCGGUAUUUUUUCAUUCAUUGUGGGUUUGAGUUCUGGUACUUUAACUACUUAAAUUCCUUUAACCCUUAGGUCAAACCAUCAUCACCUGGUUCACAACUUGCUUUGGUCACCUACUUGGUACACAAAUCUUGAAGUAUUGCCUACUUAGGGGUAUACAUAAUCAAUACUCAACCCGGGAUUGGGUAACUCAACUGGUUUGAGCUAAGGAAUAAGAAGUUGGAGGUACUGGGUUCAAAGUCGGACAAAGGAGUAAAAACUAAUCAAACAACUAAUUACUAACAUUAACCAUUAAAAAAAAGUUGAUACUAAACCCUGGGGAUGUUAAACAAACUGUUAAACCAAACCAAACCACACUGAUUUGAGCUAAGGGUUAAAGAAGUUGAGAUUGUUGAGUCAACCCCCACAAAUUGUUGGUUCUUAGUGCAUUUGUUGUAAUAUACUACUUUUAAAAAUUAUUUAUAUUCGUUUUAUUUGUUCAUCUUGUUGUGUUUGGAUAAUAAGCAAAAUUAUUCAUGUUCUGCUGUUGUGAUCACAUUUUGUUCAACCAAAUGAGAUUAUACGGCCUCUAAGUUGUGAUCACAUUGAAAAUGAGAUGACGAUCAUGUCCAUGUCUCUCUAGAGGUAACCUUUUUGAUUGCAUAUUAUUCUGUUGUGCUUUUUAAACGAUAAGCGACUAAGCGUUGUAGUAUUUAAUUUCUAGCAGAAUUUCUUUUUAACACUUAAUAGCAGUUUUUGUUUGGGGAAAACCAAUUGUUAUUGUUAUUUAUAUAUUUAAUUAUGACAUUUGAUUUCCUGGACUAUUUCCUCCUUCAUUAUUGUUGACUGUUUUCUUUUAGUCAAGGAUAAGAAUCUUAGGUGAAAUCAUGGUGAUGUUUGGUUCAUUUGUCUCUGCUUAAAAUUUAAGAUUGUUCCCACUCAUUAGUGAUUUCAAGAGUCACUGCCCCUUACUUUUGCUUUUCCGUGUGGGAUUGUAAGCGAUUUGUUUUCAGGAAUGGUAACAUGGCCUAUUUUGGUUAUGCUUUACCCUGAUUGGUAUCCGUUCAUAAACCUUCCGAAUAAUGAUAAAUAUUUUGUUUAGUACAAUGAAUCUCGACCGUAAUCCAUAAAUGUUAAGGAAAAUGUAACGCACGACCAUGAUUCGAUUGUUUACUCUGGCACGUGAGAAAAUGGGAACACGUGACUUUGGAGGAGUAGGAGGCGCCUUUUUAUUUGCAUCCUUUCCCCCUUCCCUUUCAUCUCCUUAUCACAAACCUAAAAAACAUUUCAAACAAAGUUGAGGCGGAAGAGACCUUUCAAAGUUUUAUUUCGGGGGAAAAAUCUGCUAAUUACAUGGCACCUAAGAGAAAAAGAAGUCAACCUAACGGAGACGAAAGUCCAUCUGAGGGAGAAGAAAGUCCACCUGUGGGAAAAGUAAUUCCGACAGGAUGGGAUGUUAAUUCUGAAGUUCAGAAAGAUGGCUCGAUUAAAGCGUCUUACUGUUGUCCAGAUACCGAGCAGUACUACAACACAUAUCGCAGGCUAAUACGGUAUGUAAGCUAUGCUAAGAAAAACCAAGUUGGACCCUACGAACCGUUAUUGACAUCAACUAAAAUAAGAACUCCCAUUGUUUCCAGUCCCAGGAAGACAUCAGCUGCCUUGUCACUUCCUGGGGGACCACGCCAAUCAAGCUCGGAUUCGUUAGCUGCUGAUCAGGAUUCAGAUGAUGAUUCUAAAUCAUCCAGCACAACCGAAAGUGGUGAUGUGAAGGAAGACGAGGAAUCUGUGCCCAAGAAGGAUGCUGCUGUCUUUACUGAGUUGGGAACUGAUGCAGCGGUGCAUCAAAACACUCAGGAAAGGAGGAUGAGUAGCAGGCCGAAGAAAGCCAACACAAUGUUGACAGGUUUCGUUCUGUCCGAGGAAAAAAAGGGAGAAGGAAGAAGAAGGAUUAGGCAAUGAUUGGAUUCUGACUUAUUUCUCCAUCAUUACUCUUCUUUGUGACUUGCCUCAUUGUAUUACUCACUAAAUUCCAUUGAACCUAUUAGCUACUUUAUCAUAAUAUCUCUGUAGUGUACUUGCUGCAGAGUAAUUUCACCAAUAAAGUGAGUUUUUAUUUCA